AGGUACUACCCGAAGCAAAUAUGGGUAGUUAAUUAGAUGGUUGCCGACGCCAUUACAGCCCACACACCAUGAACACAACCUCCAACUUAAUGCCGACUAUUUAGAAAGCGACGAAGAAAUAACCCACACGAGUAUUUGCACUUAUUUUAUUUCAGUUUCAGCUGUGUCCACAUCGUUGAAUCUUCAAACCCCACUUGACCCUCUCACAAUCUUCACUUCCAUUCAAUUCACAAAUAAUACCCCUUCAAUCUUAUGUAUUCAAAACUCUUUCACUUUCCUAUGUGCAAAACCAAAAUGGCCAUUAACGCUUCUACCCCUAAAUCAACCCCACCUUCACAUCAACAACAACAACGCACAAACCAAACACCAAGAACACCAUCAUCAUCAUCAAAAACACCAUCAAAAGCAUCAUCGAAAACAUCAUCAAAAACAUCAUCAAACCCCACAAAUCCCAAAACCCCUUCUUUCUCCGACAACCCAUCCACCUCCUACGCCACCACAACCAACUCCACCGGUUUCCGUCUCUCAACCGACACAUCCAUCUCAAGCCCAACCUCCCUCACCACCUUCCGCAACACCCUCCCAGAAAACCCCAACAUCUACGACUUCUCCGAAAUCUGUUCCGCCACAAACAACUUCCUCUCCAAACGCUUCUCCUCCUCAACCCCAUGCUGGCACUGCACCCUCCGCGGCGCUGACGUCAUCAUCUUCCAACGCAAAUUCCGCCGCAAACUCCAAACCACCCAACUCCGGGAGCUUCUCUCUGUCGUCUGCCGUAGCCACCACAUCAGCAUCAUCAAACUCCUCGGCGUCUCAAUCUCCGGGGAACAUAUCUACCUCGUGUACGAAUUCGUUAACGGCGCUAACCUCUCCGAUUGUUUACGUAACCCUCGUAACGUUCAUUUCACCGUUCUUUCUACAUGGAUUUCGAGAAUGCAAGUCGCCACCGAUCUCGCUCAUGGACUCGAUUACAUUCACAACAAGACCGGUUUGAAUUUCAACUUCGUUCAUAACCAUAUCAAGAGUAGCGCGAUCGUUGUUACUGAAUCUGAUUUCAAUGCUAGGGUUUGUCACUUCGGCGCGGCUCAGCUCUGCGGUGAAGCCGUUGCGGAAAACGAAACCGCCACCAAACAAUUGGGGGAAAACGAAAUCACGGAGGAAGUUAGAUCCAAGGAGUUGAGAAGCUCCAACGUUGAAUUCGAAGGUGUGAGAGGUUACAUGUCGCCGGAGUUUCAAACCACCGGCGUGGCGACGCAGAAGUCUGACGUGUAUGCUUUUGGAGUGGUGAUACUGGAGCUUUUAUCCGGGGAGGAGCCGUUGAAGUUUAGGUUUGACGAGAAGAGCCGUGAUUUUGUGAGGAAAUCGGUGAUUGAGUCAGCGAGAGCCGCCGUGGACGGUGGCGAUGGUGGCGUGGAAGGGAAGCUGAGGAUGUGGGUGGAUAGGAGGUUGAAAGAUUCGUUUCCAGUUGAUGUUGCUGAGAAGCUGACACGUGUAGCGUUGGAUUGUGUACACGUGGAUCCGGAUCAAAGGCCUAACAUGGGACGCGUGGCAGGGAAGAUUUCCACGUUGUAUUUGAAGUCUAAGAAUUGGUCUGAUAACAUGAAAUUGCCUGAUAUGUCUUUUUCUUUGGGUCCUAGAUGAGUUCUUCUUAAUCAUAGGUAACAUUUUUAAGAUUUUAGAAAUAAAAAUUGAUUUUUUUUAAUUGAAAGAACAAGUUUUUAUGAUAUGAUAGGAGAGGAAUUGAUUUUGUUGUUAUUUUUUAAUAUUGUAUUUGGAUGAUUCGAUUGUGACUCGAGUUGUGGAAGAUGUAUAUAAAUUUAGUUGAAUUAUGAAAUGGGUUAAUAUAAAAUUAAGUAGCCAUUUGUUUUAUUCCAACAUGCUUGGCUUUCAGAUUUGAAAUUCAAAGGUGGGAUGUUGGAGGAUGGCAAUGAAAAGUGUAUUUAAGUGGAUGACGGCUGAGGCAUUCUUGGUGGUAUUAGCUUAGAUGAGGUGUUGGUGGUUAUGCAUGUUAGUGGAUUUUUUUUUUCAAACAAAAAGGAAUGAUAAUAUAUAACAAAAGAGGGAAAACAAGAACACAAGGAGAUCAAAACCAAAAUCUCUUAAUGAAAAAGUUUAAGUUUAGGGGUACCUUCUUUGUCAAGCAAGAAUUUUUUUUUGAGAAUAUCCGAAAUAAUUUGAGGAAAUCAAGUAAAAUUUUUAAGUGUAAGGCCUAAACUAGCCAGAAAAUUGGCACAAAAAUUGGUUUCUUUAUAAAUAUGAAUGAUCAUGAAAUCAAUAGUAAUCGUGAAAGUUCGACAUUUAAGUCAACGAGGCUUGAUAUUCCACGACACCAAGUUAGAGUUAGAAAACGCAUUAACAACAAGAAUGCAGUCCGAUUCCAACCAAACCUUCUGCCAGCCAAGAUCUCUAGCUUUCUCAAUAGCCACCAUAACGGCACAAAACUCCACAAAAUCUACUUUCCCUUCCCCCAAAAAAUUACAAAAGCUGCCAAGAUGAUCACCCUUGUGAUCUCUAAAAAUACCCCCCAUAAGAGCUGAUCGAGGGGGAACCUGUAGCCACCCCAUCAAUAUUUCCUUUUAUGCAAGUUAAUCGAUUGAUUUGGCCAACUUUUGAAUGGAU
Molecule: messenger RNA, 2619 nt
Organism: Vicia villosa (hairy vetch)
Lineage: Eukaryota; Viridiplantae; Streptophyta; Magnoliopsida; Fabales; Fabaceae
Product: lysM domain receptor-like kinase 3
Exons: 1
Coding region: 253-1641 (462 amino acids)
Biological process (GO): protein phosphorylation
Molecular function (GO): ATP binding; protein kinase activity
Source: RefSeq, a predicted model, not a curated record